Molecule: messenger RNA, 1024 nt
Organism: Gopherus flavomarginatus (Mexican gopher tortoise)
Lineage: Eukaryota; Metazoa; Chordata; Testudines; Testudinidae
Gene: C6H10orf88
Product: chromosome 6 C10orf88 homolog
Exons: 4
Coding region: 57-761 (234 amino acids)
Source: RefSeq, a predicted model, not a curated record
AUUUCUGGCCGGCGCGGUGCGGCAGGGGACGGUUAGCAGCGAGCGGAACGGUUGCGAUGGCGAGCGGCAGCCUGGCGGGCGCGGCGGCGGCAACCGAGAAUGGCAUCUGCAGCGCCAAUGGCCCCCUCCGCCUCGCAGCCGGCUGCUCGUGGGAGUGCGUGUCCCCCUCGUCUCGCGGGGGCCUGGCGGACACCCUGCGCCUCCUUCCCGAGGGAGCCAGUGAGGGCGAAGCGCUGGCGCCGCCCGAGUACGGUGAGAACUCUGUGGUUUUGGAGAGGUGCUUAAAUGAUGAAGAGGAAACUCCCUGCUUACUGUACCUGCAGUGUGAUCCUCAUGGAUCUGAGGAAAUAGUCUGUGUUGGAAUUUUAAGUGAGGCAAGAAACAUGGAAGUAUAUGUAGGAGAAGAGUAUUGUGGAACUAGUAGGGGACAGACUGUCUGCACCAUCCAGAAUGAUAGAAAUGACAAGGUUACUUUAUACAAAAAAUAUCUUAAAUUGGAGUACUCAACAACCUCUUGUAGAAUUAAGCUGCUCUCCAUUGGUGAAAGACAAAGAGUGCUCAUAACUAAAAUUGUAGUACAAGUAAAAUCAGUUUCUGCAAAAUCUCCCUCAGAUCUUCCUUCACUAGGAUCAAGCGUAGAUCUAGACAGAGUUCAAACUAUGGUGGAAUCCAUGGGGUCAAAGUUAUCUCCAGGUGCUCAGCAACUCAUGAAUAUGGUACGACUUCAGCAGAAGGCAAGUUACCACACUUCAUUUAUGUAAAUAUAUAAAAAGGCAUAAUCCAGGACUUUGUGUUUUGUGUCUGUGUUACACGCAUAUUCCAAACUCAUUUGAUUAAGGACCUCUCCGAACAAACUUCUUACUAUUUCAAAUCUCGUUUAGCCACCACCACUGUCAUAAGCCUGGGAACAUAAAUGAGCCUUGCAAUUUGCUCUGAAGGUCACUAAAGCCAAGCUGACUGACUGAAUUCCAGAGUUGAGGACUCCCCACUAAAAACACUAUCCCACCAAACCUUCCUCCCCUUU